Homarus americanus (American lobster) is the source of this 507-nucleotide messenger RNA. RefSeq names its product zinc finger protein 853-like. Lineage: Eukaryota; Metazoa; Arthropoda; Malacostraca; Decapoda; Nephropidae. The annotation marks the transcript as partial. The transcript has a single exon. The record is from RefSeq and is a predicted model, not a curated record.
GAAGUACUACAGCAGGAAGUACUACAGCAGGAAGUACUACGACAGGAAGUACUACAACAGGAAGUACUACAACAGGAAGUACUAAAACAGGAAGUACUACGACAGGAAGUACUACAGCAGGAAGUACUACGACAGGAAGUACUACAACAGGAAGUACUACAACAGGAAGUACUACAACAAGUACUGCAACAGGAAGUACUACAACAGAAAGUACUAAAACAGGAAGUACUACGACAGGAAGUACUACAACAGGAAGUACUAAAACAGGAAGUACUAAAACAGGAAGUACUAAAACAGGAAGCACUACAACAGGAAGUACAACAACAAGAAGUACUACAACAGGAAGUACUACAACAGGAAGUGCUACAACAAGCCUCCGUGUGGUACAACACACACUCAAGCCUCCGUGAGGUACAACACACACUCAAGCCUCCGUGUGGUACAGCAGACAGCCUUCGAGUGGCACAGCACACUCAAGCCUCCGUGUGGUACUGCACACACUCGUGA